AUGAUCAUCUCAGAGACCAAUCGCAGAGAGAUCUGCAAAUACCUUUUCAAAGAAGGAGUGUUGUUCGCUAAGAAGGAUUUCAAUCUCGCAAAGCAUCCAUUGAUCGAGUCAGUUCCCAACCUUCAAGUGAUUAAGCUCAUGCAGAGCUUCAAAUCCAAGGAGUACGUUAGAGAGACAUUCGCAUGGAUGCAUUACUACUGGUUCCUGACGAACGAAGGCAUUGAGUUCUUGAGAACUUACCUCAACCUUCCAUCUGAUGUCGUUCCCGCUACCUUGAAGAAGUCUGCUAAGCCUGGUGGUCGUUCCUUCGGUGGCCCACCUGGUGAUCGCCCAAGAGGACCACCUCGGUUUGAAGGAGACCGUCCAAGAUUUGGUGACCGUGAUGGGUACCGUGGAGGGCCACGUGGCGGUGAUGCUGGUGGCGAGAAGGGUGGAGCUCCAGCUGAUUACCAGCCAUCUUUCCAGGGAAGUGGUGGAAGGCCUGGAUUCGGCCGUGGUGCAGGCGGUUACAACGCAGCCGCACCAUCUGGUUCUGCUUUCCCUUGA
This is a messenger RNA of Microthlaspi erraticum, 546 nucleotides long. Lineage: Eukaryota; Viridiplantae; Streptophyta; Magnoliopsida; Brassicales; Brassicaceae. The record is from the annotation of a GenBank genome assembly.